AAUAUGGAGCCCUUCGCGGAGGGGAGGGAGGGGGCCGCCCACCAACAGCCUUUUAACCCCCGGACAGGCUCCCCGGGCUCAGUCGCCUCGCCCAGCCUCGUCCUCCGUCCUCCAUCCGUUGGCUGACCGGCAAGACAUUGUCUCCUUCCUCCGUCCUCCUCCUCCUCCUCCUCCGCUGACCAUGGCGAACAAAGGGCCCUCCUUCGGCCUGAGCAGAGACGUCCAGGCCAAGAUCGAGAAGAAGUACGACGACGAGCUGGAGGAGCGGCUGGUGGAGUGGGUGGUGGCCCAGUGCGGGGCCGACGUGGGACGGCCCGCCGAGCGCGGACGGCUGGGCUUCCAGGUCUGGCUGAAGAACGGCAUCGUGCUGGGCAAACUGGUCAACAGCCUCUACCCAAGUGGCUCCAAACCAGUGAAGAUCCCCGACUCUCCGCCCAGCAUGGUCUUCAAGCAGAUGGAGCAGAUCUCCCAGUUCCUCAAGGCCGCCGAGGACUACGGCGUGGUCAAGACGGACAUCUUCCAGACGGUGGACUUGUUUGAAGCCAAGGACAUGGCCGCGGUGCAGAGGACGCUGGUGGCCUUGGGCAGCCUGGCCAUCACCAAGGACGAUGGGAACUAUCGCGGGGACCCUUCCUGGUUCAUGAAGAAAGCCCAGGAGCACAAGCGCGACUUCUCCGAGAAGCAGCUGAAGGAAGGCAAGAGCAUCAUCGGGCUGCAAAUGGGGUCCAACCAGGGGGCUUCGCAGGCGGGCAUGACGGGCUACGGGCGGCCCAGGCAGAUCAUCAGCUAAGGCCGCCUCCGGACCCCCGCAAGACCCCCAACACACCCCGACAACCUCCUUCCAUCCAUCCUUUCCUUCCUUUGCAAUCCCUGCUUGGCUGCAAAAAGCACCCUCGCUCCCAUUAGCCAUGUGCAAAAAAAUAUGAUUCAAAACUCAUUACAACAUUUCGUUCCCAAAACGUUCCUGGCGAAAAUUUCGUUCCGAAAUUGGUUUUGUGCAUGCUCUUGGGGAAGCUUCCCGAGCUCCUUUCGUUUUUGCAGAUAUAGAGGAGAAAUUUGCUAUGUUUAUAGAAUAUGUUCCCCGCUGUUAGCAUGCCAAGUUUUGGAGCAUUUCACCCAUGCAUGGAUUUAUGGGGAAUUUUUACCAUGUUUUUCGUUCCGAAAUUCAUUUCAUGCAUGCUUGUGGGGAAGAUUCCGGGGUUUUUUCUCCCUCGUUUUCGCAGCGAUCAGGGCGAAAUUUGCUAUGUUUAUAGAAUAUGUUCCCCACUGUUAUCAGGCCAAGUUUCGGAGCGUUUCACCCAUGCAUGUAUUUUUGGGGAAUUUUUACAAUGUUUUUUGUUCCGAAAUUCAUUUCGUGCAUGCAUGUGGGGAAGCUUCCCGAGCUCUUCUCCCUCAUUUUCGGAGAUAUUGGGGCGAAAUUUGCUAUGUUUAUAGAAUAUGUUCCCCGCUGUUAACAUGCCAAGUUUCGGAGCGUUUCACCCAUGCAUGGAUUUUUGGGGAAUUUUCACCAUAUUUUUACAAAACAUAUAUUUUUUUAAAAAGCACAAGAGCAAUCGCCUCGGGUUUCGUAGGCUAUGACCCUAGAUAACAGGGGAUCAUUCCUGCCAAGUUUCGGAAAAAUACACACAACUAUUGAUUUUUUGGGAAUUUUAAAAUUCUUUUGCAUGGGCCAACUUGGGUGCUUCAUCCGAAAAGGAAGGCCCAAGUUGGCCCAUGCCUGCUGUAAACAAUGGAGAGGAAUUAUAUCCCCUUCUCUUCCCCUCUGUUUUGUAUUUCAUCGUCGUCGUCCAUCGAUUAAAAACAAAAUAUACGACAUUUUAAAAUAAAAAAAAGCUUUCUUGGUCUUUUAUUUGGAGCCUCCGUCCCCAUUUCCCCAAGUCCGGAAAGCUGGGAAAAUAGACACAACAAGGCCGAUGACACGCAACACAAGGAGCGGGAUCCAAAGGCACCUUUGGUCAGCGUGGGUUUAGUUUUGGAAAGAUGCAAAAGAAACAGGUCCCGGCUGUCGACGUUGUUGUUUUUCCAACAAAAAUG
Messenger RNA from Anolis carolinensis (green anole), 2034 nucleotides. It is a transcript of the gene tagln, whose product is annotated as transgelin. The coding region runs from base 182 to 790 and encodes 202 amino acids. The record is from RefSeq and is a predicted model, not a curated record. The transcript has 5 exons. NCBI's taxonomy places the organism in Eukaryota, Metazoa, Chordata, Lepidosauria, Squamata, Anolidae. Gene Ontology annotation, molecular function: protein binding.